Daldinia vernicosa is the source of this 1929-nucleotide messenger RNA. RefSeq lists its product as uncharacterized. The transcript has a single exon. The coding region runs from base 697 to 1305 and encodes 202 amino acids. The record is from RefSeq and is a predicted model, not a curated record. Lineage: Eukaryota; Fungi; Ascomycota; Sordariomycetes; Xylariales; Hypoxylaceae.
AUAUGCCCAUCUACCUCAUCGUUUGGCCUUAUUAUACAUUUUCAUUUAUUGAUAAGCCCAGCCAAGCGACCCUGAACAGACAUGUAUCCCUUAAGGGACGUAUACGUUGGCUCAUUCAGCAGAAUUGCUCAGCCUCGACUGCUUGCGUCUGAAAUGCGACUACAAUGCGACCGAUACUACCCAAGAGCUCUCAGUAGCUAGACGGGCGCUAAGUAUCACUAGAAUAGGUCUACGAUCGGCGCAUUCCCUACGAGGAGCCAGCUACUCAUCCUACCUACCUAUGCUAGGUACUUACUAUCAACCGCAUUUUGUCACUAAGUUGGUCCUCUUGCUUGUCUCAAGGCAUGCAAUUGUCACCGAAGGCAACGUUUGCAUUGCCUCACGCCCCCGGUUCGCACUACAGGGAUCCCGAGAUACCCCGUCGAUCCGUACGGGUGGGCGGCGCACAGCAUGCAGCGUGUAACCGUAUGCAGACGUCAAUUAUCACUUGAUUGGCCCAAUAAUAGAAUCUGUCUAGGUUCCCGUCCCUCCCAUUCGGCUCUUCUCGUAUUUCAAAGGGACGCCGCAGUUAGUAAAAAAAAGAACGCCCUCCCAUCUUUCCCACACCUCUCCUCCUGCCCUCUCGCAACUUAAUUUUUAUUUCCUCGCCACGAACCCAUGAUAGUCUUCUCGAAUCGCUUUCCUGGCUAAACUAACAUGGCGCCACCGUUACAUCCGCGCGAGGAGAAUGACGCAUUCGAUGCGCACACAGUAGCAACAACAUCAGAAACUAAAGACACUGGCAAUUCAAUGGCGCCUUGGUUGAUAGCCGUGAUCGUCAUCGGAGUGCUCGUUGUAACAUCGCUGAUCGUAUUUCUGACUUUGCACCUAACAAGAAAACGACAACGAAUUCCUCAAGAGGACCAACCAGACCCUCUGGGCAAAGACUUUAAAAAAAGGAAGAUGAGGAUGAGGUCGACGGAUAGGCAAGCAGUGGAGGAGAUCGAGCGAGCUACGAUGAUCCGGAAGUCCCUGGCAAGCCGGACUUCGUCACGGAACUCUCAGGUAUGGGGGUCUACAGAAUAUCAAUUCCAAGAGCUGGACCAGGAAGACCGAGAGCCCGUGGCCCCGAGAGAACCGAGAGAACAAAGCGAAAAUUGGAAGGAAUUCGAGGCAGGUCGAGGACCGGUUCCUGGUGUUCAGGACACGCAGAUGGGAAUCCACCCGGCUCUUCUACCGCAACCCCAAUUAGCUGUUCCGCCAACGUCUCGAACUCCGUCGCCGAGCCGGGGACCGCCACCACCUCGAUUAAUCAUCCCUUCAUAACGAGAGAACGAAUUUUAUUAGGUUAUAUGUUUCCUACGCAGCUUUGGUGCUUUUUUUUUUUUCUUUUUAAUUUUUUGUAGAUGGACCUGGGAAGGUUUAACGGCGCAUAGUAAAGAAUACCCUCGGGGCUAUCGCAUAGGCGUUUUAGGGGCGAGCAUUGAUGGCACUGUCAAAAUCUAGGGUUUCAAUUCGUAAAUUUAUUUCGUAUUGAAUGAACCAUUGCUGUCUGUACCGACGGUAUUAUUGGUGUUGAUUUGAAAACAGCCGCGCUUCUGGUCUUAGGUUUCUGCUAGGGUAGUUGCACUUGUUCCCAUCACGAUGUUAUGAAGCAUUUUCUUAUUGGAGUAGAGCCAUAUCAAUUUUACUACGGCGAUUACAUGUGAUUAGUAUCUAACAUUUUCUGUAUUUAAUAUUCUCGUAUGGCUUUUCCGCACUUACUCAUACGCUUACGAGGGAGAGAUAAGACUCGGAAUACGGUGAAUGCUAAAAUAAAAAGAUUGUUGAAUACGUCCAAUGCGUAGGUGCACAAUGAAAUCUUGUGUUGUUCAAGUUAAACAAUUGCACCAGACACUUAAUAGCUUUUGGUCAUAACAAAGAUCUGUGAACCAUCAAAGAGAUUGUACU